This is a messenger RNA of Sphaerulina musiva SO2202, 2742 nucleotides long. Its product is annotated as glycosyltransferase family 8 protein. Gene Ontology annotation, cellular component: cytoplasm. The record is from RefSeq and is a predicted model, not a curated record. Gene Ontology annotation, molecular function: glycosyltransferase activity. The coding region runs from base 203 to 2512 and encodes 769 amino acids. NCBI's taxonomy places the organism in Eukaryota, Fungi, Ascomycota, Dothideomycetes, Mycosphaerellales, Mycosphaerellaceae. The transcript has 6 exons.
GGAUUACAACUAGGUAUUGUAUGUAUCGUGGUCGUCCGGCCAGAGUGGAGAAGCUGGAGAAGCUGCGCGUGCGUGCGUGCAUGCGUGCGGCACAUGCACCAUACCUUACCUACUAUAUACGAGAUCCCAGCCUUUCACAAAGCGGCUUUCAUUGACCUUCACCAAUGCUCGAGCGGUCGCAGGAGCAGGAGCAGGAGCAGUCAUGGCCGGCCAGGAGGAUGUGUAUUGCACGCUGGUGCUGAACGAUGAGUAUUUACCCGGCGCGGCGGUGCUCGCACAUUCUCUCAGAGACUGCGGCACGACGAAGAAGCUGGCCUGUCUCAUACUCGCAGAGUCGCUACAGGCCAGCACGAUUGAAGAACUCCAGUCUCUUUACAACUAUGUCAUACCAAUCGAGCGCAUUGGCAAUCCCCGUCCGGGCAACCUCUAUCUCAUGAACCGACCCGACCUGCUGUACACCUUUACGAAGAUCCAUCUAUGGCGACAGGUGCAGUUCCGCAAAAUUGUGUACAUCGAUGCGGACGUGGUUGCUCUGCGUGCGCCAGAAGAGCUCUUUGACAUCACGGAGACAUUCGCUGCGGCACCAGACGUGGGAUGGCCAGAUGCGUUCAACACGGGCGUCAUGGUUCUGACGCCAGACAUGGGUGAAUACUAUGCUCUGCGAGGGCUGGCAAAUGCUGGAGAUAGCUUUGAUGGUGCAGACCAAGGUCUGCUCAACCAGUACUACGAGCAUCGUCCGUGGAAGAGACUGAGCUUCAAGUACAACACCACACCCAGUGCCAACUAUCAAUACGAGCCGGCAUAUCGAUACUGGAAGAAUGGUAUCAGCAUGGUGCAUUUUAUCGGCAAGGAGAAACCCUGGCAGCGCGAUAGAGAGGCGCAUGGCGCGCCUGGUGCCUUUCAAGAAAUGCUCAGCAGAUGGUGGGCGGUGUACGAUCGACAUUUCCAGGUCUCGACCAGGCAGUACAUCGGCGGGCAGCGACAUCCGAUCACGGAACUCGUGCAGGACUACAAGCCAGCAGCGCAGACGUACUAUGCUACGGGCUAUCCAGUACAUCCAAUUGAUGUUCAGCAGCAGUCACACCAUCCUGCAGAGGAACAUCAGCCGACACGCGCAGCGACCCCGCCGAUGACAGAGCCAGGAGAGCCCUCCGAGAAUCUUGAUCAGGGUAACGUGCAACCCACUCCUACUGCCGAGCAACGCAUUUUUUCUGCUCCAUAUAUGGAGUGGGAUGCUACUCGAGGGGCCCCGCCUCUCGAAACUGCACCAGAAGCUGCCAACUUUCCCGUGCAAGUUUACCAGUUCAGCUCGGACAAGACUCCCUUUCGUCCACCACAGACAUACCCGGAGCCGCCAAAGGACAUGUACUACCAAGUACCCCCGCCACCUAAACAGGAAGCAGAAAAGAAGCCCAAACCAAUCUUUCCAUGGGAGGAGCGCCAAACGAAACCGACACGGAAGUUCAUUGACGACGAGCCAACUACUCCGCACAAGCCUGCAGACUCCGAGGCUGCCUAUGCUGAUGAGCUGGAAGUCACAUCUGAUUCGAAGUUGGAACCACCGACUCCCACGAUUAAGCUCAACGAUACCGAUCCCUGGACCGCUUUUGCUCAGAAUAGGAAUGCCUGGGACGACGUCAAUGGAAUCAACGACUACGUUCGCGCAUUGACCUCAUUUCAAAAGAAUCGCGGCAAUGUGCAGGUAGUGCAACAGAAGGUGUCGUCAACUGGACAUUCUGCGUCGGAGAAUCUCGCUGAGAAAAAGGAUCCCGAGGAUUUGGUGCAACAAGUGGAGGAUGCUCGUGAACGUCGAGAAUCUCUGAUAUUGACGGAUUUCCCAUCUGCAAUCGAACGCCCGUCUCUUCCCGUUACACCUGCCCCCCAGCGGCGAUCGUAUUGGGGCGACGAGCGCGACAGUACGAGCGAUUUGCCUGCUGCCGAAGGUGUGCCGAACCAAGCCGACUGGGACCCGUCCGCGCAACUCGAACAGCUUCGACGCAGCUCGCUCAUCGGACCGGGUGACCUCAGACUCCCAGACAAGAAACUUACGAACCGGAAGAUGCCACCGACCGCGGUAUCGAUUCCAGAACACGAUCCAGGAUAUCACACGUCAAUGAAGAGUGGUGUCCAAGAGGCGAACGUCACAGGUGCCACGGAAAAUGCACACCCUACGUUGCAGAGCAAGGGAGGUAGCAGUCACUGCCUCGAUGGAAACCGGGACAGUUCGAGCUCUUUCACAAACACAGCGAAUAGCACCACACAUUCUGGUACCACCACGACCUCAACGCUCGCGAGUACAAGUCAGAGCUCUGACAAUGAUGAAUCCAUCGUAUCGACUGCAUCCAGCUCUGCAGCGAUGCCAGGGGAAUUUCCACUCGAGCAGCAUGGCGGGUCACCGUUGUUCUCAGAGCCGGGUUUCGAUAAGCCUCCGACUGUGGACGAAGCGCAGACCAAGAAAGACUUCCAACACGAGGAACUCUUGAGUCCGACACAGCAGCAGACGACAUUUUAGCAGCGUUUCUACUGCUUCUUCGUCAGUUGAACGGUGGUACUGCGGCAUAGCGCGUGGGUGCACUGGUGGAGUACCUAAUGAUGAAUAAUAUCGAGCGCACACUAUCGACGGCGUUUUUCAAGCUGCUUUGGUGCAGUAGGCGGGCGUUCUCGGCGUGCAUCAGCAUAGCAUUUAGACAUAUCUGUGUACGACUACCUCAUAUAUACAUAUGCGAAGUACAAUCUGCAUGA